AUGGCCCUCCUGGCCCGUACGAUGCCUCCGUUUCGCAUUCCUUCAACCAAAGUAGAGCAUAACUUGGGUGUACACGGUGCACCGUGGCGCGCAGAGGAGGGGGUGGAUGUGAACGAGAGGGACGCCACCACGGGUGGGUGGCCGCUGCUGGUCGCAGCCCAACGCCAGGACUUGGCCAUCGCGCAACUGCUGGUCGACCACGGCGCCCGCUGCUGCGCCCACGCAACGACGACAACUACGACAGAGCUGCACGCGUUGGCCGAGGCCGAGAAGGGACCCUUCCCUCGCCAGGCGGGGACGACAGCGGCACGGCUGAUCGGCGGCAUCAGGGCGUGGCUCGCGCCCUCGGCGUCGGUCAAGCUCUGGCAACUGCUCCUCGAGAACGGCGCCAGCGCCACUGAGCCUGCAUUAGACGGUAGUGGCGCCACGCCGCUUCACGUGGCCUGUGCGAACGGCAACUGGCCCGUUGUGCAGUUUCUCCUACGAGGGAAGUAUGUGGACGACUAUGGCAAGAACAAGCGCGAUGCCCAUCGCCGAGAGACGCCGCUCCACUACGCCGCCCGACACGGGCACGAGAUUGUGGUGUCGCUCCUCCUCUCACACGGGGCGAACUCGCUGGCCGUGGGCGCGCACGGCGACGCAUCGGAGGUGGCGAGGCAGGCCGGACAUGGCGCAAUGGCGGACAUGCUUCAGGUACACGCCUACCGGACGUGCCCACUGUUGUGCCUGCCCGAUGAAGUGUUGCUCCGUGUGCUCGAGGCUUUGGAUCCCUAUGACCUGUGUACUGUCGCACAAGUUUGCUCCGUGCUCAACGAGCUGAGCAGUGUCAACUGCCUCUGGCGCCGGUUCUGUGACGCCCGGUGGGUCGACGCCAAAGACAUACCUUGGAAGAGCAGGUAUUUGGCGUGGCUCAAGCCUCGGCUCCGUCGGCGCCUCGCCCGCCGCAGGCAACAAGAACAAGAACAACAAGAUCACGAGGAAGGAAAAUGGUCGCUGGCCGAUCGUAAAUCAUCAUCGUCAUCGGCGCUGCCAACCUUAAAGUUCAUACUACUCGGUGACACGGGUGUGGGCAAGACCGCGCUCGAACGGCGCUUUGUCAAGGGGACCUUCGCAACCGGUGAGUACUCGUGCGGGUACUACCUGGGGUUCAAGAAGCUCGACCUCGACGGACUGCGCGAGCGCUACAACUCAUUUCCGCGUGUAUACUACCGCGCGGCGCGGGUAGCGCUGGUGGUCUACGACAUUGCCGACCGCGCCUCGUUCGACCACGUCGGACGCUGGGUGAAUUCCGUUCUGGCCAACACCACCGGGGCCGGCAACGAUGAACCGCUGGUCAUGACACUCGUUGGGGCGAAGAGUGACAAGGAAGCUCACAGGCAGGUGAGCGCGGCCGAAGGUCAGGCACUGGCUCUCGAGCUCGGUAUGGCCUGGGCCGAGGUGAGCAACCUCACCGGCAGCGGAGUGAACGAGGUGUUUGAGAACUCGGCCCUGUCCGCCAUGGCUGAUGAACUGGCGCCACCGAUUGCUGCUGGCGGUUUUGUGUGCCACCUCCCAGAGGCGAUUGUGCGACUGCCGGGCAGCCUGGGCCGUAGGCGUAUCGACGCCGUCCACGCCAUAGGCGUAUCAACGCUCAACCCUCUGUCGUACGACGAGUUCAGGAAGGCCUACACCCAGCCGAGCCACCUACGCCAAGAGGAUUGCCACGAGCACUACAGCAGCGACUUCAGCGUACGAUGA
Messenger RNA from Acanthamoeba castellanii str. Neff, 1737 nucleotides. Its product is annotated as Ras subfamily protein. The record is from RefSeq and is a predicted model, not a curated record. NCBI's taxonomy places the organism in Eukaryota, Discosea, Longamoebia, Acanthamoebidae. Bases 1 to 1737 code for a protein of 578 amino acids. Gene Ontology annotation, molecular function: GTP binding; GTPase activity; protein binding. The transcript is spliced from 12 exons.